GUUUAUGCCCGUUCAUGAUCAUGUGUUCUUCUGCCGCGACGCGCGCGGGAGGGGACGAUGAUCCGCGGCGGCAUGUCGUUGUUGUGGAGGGCCUGGCCCCCGCCGUGAGCGCCGCUGCGGUGGAGGCGGCGCUGCGGCAGUUUGGAGACGUCCGGGCGGUAGAGCUUGUCAAGAACCCCGUUGAUCCCAAGCAGCAGCUGGGGAUUGGGCGCGCACUGGUGACCAUGGGCAGCGCGGCCGAUGCCGACAACGUGGUGACGCACCUGCACAAGUUCCUGGUGAUGAUCGCUGGCACGCCCAGGCCCGUGACCGCCGUGCAUGGCAGCGGGCAUUUCAGCUGUAAGCAGCAGCCGAGGCGUGGCAGGGAGACGCAGAUGAGGGUGGUGAGAUCGCCGGAGCUUGCGCAGCUCAAGCGGCUGCAUGACAAGCACAAGCGGGAGAUGGACACUCUUUGCAAGCUUCACGCAGAGGCGGAGGAGGCACUGGCUGAGGCGCAGGGCAAGCAGAUGAGCAGCUACUUCAAGAUGUUGCACAGCCUGGAGAGUGAGGAUGCAAGCGUGGCCAAGCUCAAAUCCAUGUACCACGUCCAAGACGACGUUUAGCCCCUGGAGGUAACUAUAAGCGUUUUCGUU
Messenger RNA from Selaginella moellendorffii, 632 nucleotides. RefSeq lists its product as uncharacterized. Gene Ontology annotation, molecular function: nucleic acid binding. The transcript has 2 exons. Bases 15 to 602 code for a protein of 195 amino acids. The record is from RefSeq and is a predicted model, not a curated record. Lineage: Eukaryota; Viridiplantae; Streptophyta; Lycopodiopsida; Selaginellales; Selaginellaceae.